Molecule: messenger RNA, 1413 nt
Organism: Hibiscus syriacus
Lineage: Eukaryota; Viridiplantae; Streptophyta; Magnoliopsida; Malvales; Malvaceae
Exons: 4
Coding region: 82-1119 (345 amino acids)
Source: RefSeq, a predicted model, not a curated record
UCCAAACUUGAAAAGCUCGAAAGAAAAUUAUCUGGUAAUCGUCAAGCAGCCCAAAGUGUUUGCAGUGGGCAAAGGCAUACGAUGCUUGGUGGAGGCGGCAAAGGCAUGGGAUGGGGUACGGGAGGAGCCAACAUGUUGAGAACAAUCGUUGGAAGGGCAGCAGUUUCCAAAAACCCUACCGCAGCUUUCCAGGAACCCCUUUCUUCUUCUACAAGUGCAACCCGCAGGCAUAAUAAUACCAAUAUCAAUAGUUAUCUUCAUGUUCCUUCUUCUUCUUCUGGGAGUUCUUCUUUGGGUAUAGCCAGUGGCGUCCCCAUCACUGCCGAUUCUGGGUCGCCGUCGCCUGCCUUCUCUGCGGGUCCUCCUUGUUUUGAUGACUUUGAGUGGGUGCCCCGCCGUGAGGGGGAUAGUAUGCAGCCGCGUGAUUUUGUUUUAGGACCUGUCCCUUCUUUUUCCGAAGUCCAAAAUGCUGUCUCUGCUCUUCAAAGGGUUGCUGGUGUAAGCUCGUCAAGAGAACUUAUCAGGGAUAAGUCCUCUUAUAAUGCCGACAAGGAAAUAGGCUAUCAAGUUCCAAGCCCGGGUACUAGCUCGAUGCACAGGGUUCGUUCUGUCGGGUCCGAGUUGGACUGGAUCGAGCCUUCGAUGCAACUUUACAACGCACGAGCAAAUGGACCUUACGUAACAAAUAGCGUUUCGGACGCCUUCCAUUUACUGCAGACAGAUCCAACGAUUCAGGAAAUGGUAACUUCAUUAUCUUCUGAUGAAGCUGUUUGGAAUGCCAUUUUGAACAAUGAGAUGGUGAGGGAGCUCAGACAGUCAAUUUAUGCAGCACCCGAAGACAGUAGUUCAACGAGCUUCGACGAGAAUUCGGACGAGAACUUCGAUAAAUCGAGCGAGACAACGAGCGUGGUGAAGCGGAUUUUCGACAAAACUAAAGCGAAGAUGCUGGAGUUAUUCGAUAAAAUAGCAAAGCUCGUCGACCAGUUGUUUCGGCAGCCUCCCGACGACUACGAGACAACAAAAACAGCGGGCCUGUUCGAUGAAAGGCUGAGAAUCGCAAUGGUGUUAUCCGUUAUGGUCCUGUUGAUUGUGGCCGUGACUCGAGCUCAAACCGCCUGAGUUUACGGCUGCCAUUGCUGAGGCGUUGCGGUUCGAAUGGAAACAAAGUUUAAUGUGCUACCCUGUCAGCACAGGUGACAGGAGAAUCGAGGUGUAAUUUGACCUCUGUGGGGGCUUUGAAAUUUUAAUAACCCUACAAACGUGCACCAUUUAGGUAGCUGUCUGAUCUCAAUUAUUUAGCAUUUGAUUAUUUGGGCUGCGAUGAAUGAUUGAGUAGGUUUCGUGCUGUGGCCUAGCUUUUACAUGUUCACGAAAAUCAUUGCUACUCGGUUUCUCUCUCUUUUAUUUAAUCAG